Cercopithifilaria johnstoni is the source of this 1932-nucleotide messenger RNA. Lineage: Eukaryota; Metazoa; Nematoda; Chromadorea; Rhabditida; Onchocercidae. The record is from the annotation of a GenBank genome assembly.
AUGGCAUCACAACAAUCUUAUACCAGACGUACCUCAUUUAUCAUCCAAAAACGUGACCCCAACAAUCAAUUUCUGAAGCUCAAUUCGGCCGAUUUCAGUUCUCCAGCUACGGCUAUUGCUGUGGACGCUAAUAACGCAGGAAAUCUGAAGGUAGGGCCAAGCAGUGGUCAACACAGGCGUGAAUCUUUUCUUUAUCGACAAUCAGUCGACGAACGUGAAGUUAAUCAUUCCGCUUCACGUACUUCAUCUGUCACCUCUAUUGCACCACAGUAUGGCGAAGAGUUGAUCGUUACGCCAUUUGCACAAAUUUUAGCCAGUUUACGAAAUGUACGCAAUAAUCUAAUUCUAAUUGCAAAUAUACCAUCGGAUGAGAAUCGUCCAAGACCAAUUCCAAAACGACCACCACUUCAUAGUACAACAUUACCGUCUGAUGUUAUACAGUGUGGCCAAGAUACUCUUGAUGAAUUGGACUGGUGCUUGGAUCAACUGGAAACAAUCCAGACUCAUCGAUCUGUAUCUGAUAUGGCAUCUAAUAAAUUUCGUAAAAUGCUUAACAAAGAGCUUAUACAUUUCGCCGAAUCAUCUAAAUCGGGUACGCAAAUAUCGCAAUUUCUUAUCGAUACUUACACGGAUAAGGAUGAUGAUGAAGUAUCACAAAAUAUAACGGUACCAGAUGAUACUGCAUCUACUUCUUCCUUAGAUAAUUUUUCGAUAUCAGUAUUGGGUAAAGCAAAAACUGCAGCAAUAUCGCAAAUUGUCGGUAUACGUAAGUUGAAAUCACCCUUCGAUGAUCACAUACUGCAAUAUGAUGUAAAUGAUCACAAGGAAUUACAAGUUUAUAUGCAAAAGCUUGAUGAAUGGGGCCCAAAUAUAUUCAAAAUACAAGAAUCGAGCAAAGGACAUUCGCUUACUUCUAUUACUUUCAGUAUUAUGGAAAAGCGUGGUUUAUUGAAAACAUUUGAAAUUCCAUCGGGUAUUUUGUUGAAUUAUUUGCUUCAUUUGGAGCACCACUACAGGGAUAUUCCUUAUCAUAAUCAAGUUCAUGCUGCUGAUGUUACUCAAUCUGUUAACGUUCUUAUCUCAUCACCAGUUCUACAGAAUGUAUUCUCAGAACUGGAAGUAUUAGCAUCGAUAUUUGCGGGUGCCAUACAUGAUGUUGAUCAUCCCGGUUUUACCAAUCAUUACCUCAUUAAUACUAAUUCGGAAUUGGCUAUAAUGUAUAACGAUGAAUCCGUCUUAGAACAGCAUCAUUUAGCGGUUGCAUUCAAAUUAUUGCAAGAUUCCAGUUGUGAUUUCAUCGUUUCACUUAGUAAAAAACAACGUCAACUAUUUCGUAAACUAACCAUUGAAAUGGUGUUGGCAACAGAUAUGUCAAAGCACAUGAGUAUAUUAGCUGACCUAAAAACUAUGGUUGAAGCAAAAAAAGUCGCAGGUUCAUCAGUUUUAACAUUGGAUAAGACGGAUCGCAUGCAGGUAAUGCAAACAAUGAUUCAUCUGGCAGAUUUAUCAAAUCCAACGAAACCGAUCGACUUGUAUCGUAUUUGGGUAGAUAAUAUAAUGGAAGAAUACUGGAGGCAAGGCGAUAGGGAACGAGACUUGGGCAUUGAUAUCUCACCGAUGUGUGAUCGAAAUAAUAUCACGAUUGCGAAAUCUCAGGUUGGUUUCAUCGAUUUUAUCGUACAUCCAUUAUUUGAAACAUGGGCAGAUUUGGUAAAUCCGCACGCCCAGUAUAUACUUGAUCAACUUGAAUUAAAUCGUUCAUGGUAUCAGGCUCGUAUAUCGGAAGAGCAAAGUACUAUGGUGGAGGAAAAUGAUGCAAAUGUUGAAGUUACGACAAAAUUUGAAUCAUCGAAACAUCAACAGCAACAGUCUCCCUCAAAUGAAAUUACCAAUUUGAAGCAAUUCGAUCCUACCAAAGUAGCUUAUUUCUAA